This is a messenger RNA of Culex quinquefasciatus (southern house mosquito), 4271 nucleotides long. RefSeq lists its product as uncharacterized. The transcript has 11 exons. Gene Ontology annotation, cellular component: nucleus. Bases 1064 to 2386 code for a protein of 440 amino acids. Gene Ontology annotation, biological process: regulation of alternative mRNA splicing, via spliceosome. Gene Ontology annotation, molecular function: mRNA binding. NCBI's taxonomy places the organism in Eukaryota, Metazoa, Arthropoda, Insecta, Diptera, Culicidae. The record is from RefSeq and is a predicted model, not a curated record.
AGUUCGUCGUGGUCCUCGGAGCGUUUCGGACGUGUUUUUCGGGCUUCAUCCUGGGGGAGAGAGAAAAAAAAACGGGGAAAAGUUCUACCACUAAUUAGUGAGGAGAAGUUUUUUGUGGCAAACGAAAAAAAAGUGUAAAAUUCGCGUCGCGUCGUGUUUUCGUGAAUAUUUGUCACGUGUAGGUGUUGGUGUAUUUUGGGGUGCCGAGAAAAGCUCAAGUGUUUGCGUGUGGAGAGGUUUACUUCCGCUUGUCUGUGGAGCAGGUUGGGUUGAGUGUGUGAAGGGGGGGGUUGUCUCGGAGUGUUGUGUGUACAGGACGACACUUGUGCCAGCUGUUGCGAGUUUUUCCGCUCACUUUUUUUUUUGUGUGUCUCCCCCUGGCCCAACCAGGAAAUUGGUUUAUGGGAAAAGGAUAAAUCGUGAAAAAGCAACAGCACAAAUUGUGUACACGUGGAGCCAUCGCUCAAGUUAUACGGAAGUUGGGCAAAGCUGGCGAUUUGUAACGGGGAAAAAGGGAAGAAUCAAACUAAGCUCGGGCGAAAAGUGUAACUGAAUGUCCCAGACGAGGGGGUACAAUUGCUUCGUUGAAACUUGAGGAUUCCGUUGGUGGUACAGAGUUGGGUUCGAGAUAAGAAGCAAACAUCCCGGAUCAGAAGCAGCAGCAGCAGUAGACGCGCAAAUUGGAAUCCGAUCCAGUUUGCUCCCGAGGAGAGUGUUUUCCAAACAUCACAGCUGCAAAAAUUAAGCACGUGCAAAGCACACAAACCUCGCUUAAAUUAAAACCUGCCCCGUGGCAGACUCAAUUAUAACCGAACGAGUUUUCACUCGACCACGUGUCACAUGUGACACCACCCACAACCACGUGUCCCCCGGAUUUGCGGUGAUGAAACUGUGAAAAUAAGAGGAAAGAAGAAAAAAACACGUUUCAAAAGUCAGCAAGUGUCGCAUUUCAACGUUGCGGGUUAUCUAUUUUCGAGUGUUUGCUGUUGACAGUGUCGUUGUUGGUUGGUGUUUUUGAUCGGGUUUUUGAGGUUUGACACCGCACGUGGAGGAGGAGUGGGUGAUGGAAAUUCCUACCGUGAUGGAUGGUAUGCUGAAAAACUCGCUGGUUCUUCACGACGAUCGGUCCUCGCGCAACAGCAACAGCAGCUCAGGUUCACCGUCGGUAAUACACGAAAAGAAGAAAAUGCUCGACAUCACCCGCGACAAACCGAUCAAAAUUGCCGUCCGGGUGCAGGUGCCGGUGCGGGAUCAUCCGAAGUUCAACUUCGUCGGCAAGCUGCUCGGCCCCAAGGGCAACUCCCUCAAGCGGCUGCAGGAGGAAACGAUGUGCAAGAUGGCGGUUCUUGGCAAGGGCUCAAUGCGGGAUCGCAAGAAGGAGGAAGAACUACGACUGAGUGGCGACCCACGGUACGCCCAUCUGUCUGAGGACCUGCACGUGGAGAUCAGCACCUACACGGCGCCAGCCGAGGCCCACGCCCGGAUCGCGUACGCCCUGGCCGAAGUGCGCCGCUUCCUGGUGCCGGAUUACCAUGACGACAUAAGACAGGAGCAGAUGUGGGAAAUGCAAGCCCUCAACUCAGCCCAGCACGUUCCCAACGGUUGCAACGGCUCGUCCAACGGCACAUCAGCCCACGGUAACCACCACAACGGCAGCAGCACAACGAACGGCAUCGGCAGCACCGGCUCGGUGGCCAACUCCGCAAACUCCUCCAACGCCCUCAACAAUGGCAACGAUCUGCUUCAUCACAGCAGCCACCAGCACCAGCACCAACAUCCAACCAACGGUUCAACGGAUUCCAAUGGUUCGGGAACGGGAGGACUGUCUGCCGACUCGACGAUAACGACACCAUCGACCGCGACCAUGGCCGGCAACGGUCACCAUCAGCACCACCACCAGCACAACGGAACGGGUAGCAACCAUGGGCACCAGUUCCUCACGAGUUCCGGCGAGGCAGCGGUCGCGGCCGCCGCCGAACUGGCCAGCCUGAUGCCGGUCGAUGUGAACAUGGCGACGUCGGCGAACCACUUUGUCAACUCCCUGCCCACCACGGACAUCGAGGCGCAAACGUUGGCGUUCGUCGAGUCGGCCAACGCGUUCCUGCAUCCGGCCCUGCGAGGAGUCAAAACGGUCAGCUUAGCCCGAAAGCGACCACUGCUCGGCGGUCCCCGGUCCAGCAUGAACCCGACCAAGCGAACCGUGAUGACACUGAUUGCCCGGGCCCGGACCGCCCAGGCCAUGCACGGAACGCGGACGACCGGACCCAUUGGCGACAGACCAAUCCAGGUGAUUACUUCGCCGCUGAUUCUGCAACCCUCGCUGGACCUGCUGCAGACCAACGGCGCCGGUUCGAUGCAGAAGGAGAACAUCCUGCAGGGGGCUUAAGGUGUGAGAGCGUGUGACGACCCAAGGAAUUAAGGCCACCACCAGUGCGGUGGUCGGAGGAAGAAUAAUUUCUUCCUGUUCAUCCGUUCACCAAGAAAAAAUCUGGAAACAAUCGUGAAAAAAAAAACCUGAAAACAGCUCAAAAUGGACCGAAACAGUUUUCCCACACAAAAACUGUGCAACAAUUCAAAUCAAACCAAAAAGAUAAGUGAAAGCCACUUGCAGCACCAGAACAUAUUUAUACAAAAAAAAAGAUAAGUAAAGUUUAACGACUUGCACCACUCUAAUCAUCGAUAAGGUUUCAAACAAUUAACCAUGAAAAGCAAAAGAAACAUAAAAUACUAGCAAAAACAGGCGACUACAACCACUUCAACAACGAGAGGCAGUGACUGGGAAAGUUUGUCUUUCCUACAAAACUGCUGCAAUGUACCAUAAAAUCGAUGUAUUUUCUUCCCCCCCUGUUGAUAAUUAUUGCUGCACGAAACAAAAAAUAAAGUUUUUAUUGAACUGUUUUAUUUUUGCUACCGUUAGUUGAAUAUAAAGCAUAUUUUCUACUAGUAAAUUUGAUGGAGUAGUGAGUAUUUUUAAACCAAAAGCAUUUAUAUUGUAGCGGGAGAAAGAUUGUAGAGAAAAAUAAAUCAACAUUAAAUAUUCACUCAAGUUUUGAUGGAGCGUAGUUGAACUAAACCUAAACUGAACGUAAUACCGUAGUUCGUAACAUAAAAAGGGUGACAUUUUAUAAAGCAGAUAAACAUCAAUCUUUUAUAUGAAACAAAGCAAAAUCACGUACGAAAAGUAAAUAUUGAUUAACCAAGUAAAAGCUUCAACAAAACCAACAUAAAAAGGAACGAUUUUUGAAGUUAUCAAUGCAACCAGUAAGGCUUAACAUAAAGAAAUGCACCUCACUAAAAAAAAGCUUGAUGCAAAAAAAAACAUAUUUGCACUAAACAACUACUUCCGUGCUUAAAGUUGAUGUAUUUAAAAAAAAAAACAAUAUUACUAAAUCGAUUUGAAUAAAUGUUCGUAGCACACACGGAGCACCUAUUAAAAAAACUGAAUAAAAUCAAUAAAUAUGUGUUUGAAAAAUACCAAUCUGAAAAAACCGCAUUGUUGUUUUUUACUUUGAAAAUUUUGAAAUUUCCAAACCCCGAAUUCUUGAAACACUUUUCCGUUUAUCUUAAAUAUUACCACUUUGUUCAUACAUUUUGUGGAAACUACAUUGAAAUAAACUCUUGAAAUAUCAGAAAAGAACAUGUUUACCUAAGUUAAAAAUAUACUGAAAACCAAUUCUGCCUAAUAAAGUUAAAGUUGAUUGAAUUACUAUUCUGUCCAUUAGUUGCUGAUGUGUCACUGAGUCAUUGUCAUUCUUCCUAUAUUUAUCCCUGCUAAAUCUAUAUAGUUUAUAAAGCAUUUUGUAUAGCAAUUUCAAAUUCUUUUAAAACAAGUGUGUUCAUGGUUGAUCAAGCUUGGUCUUUACUUCUAUGGACAAUUAAAACCACUGUUUAUACAAAAAAAUAUCACUUCGUUCGUCUUCGUUCUAAAGUUUCUUAAAUUGAAAAACAUGCUGUUCCAAAUCGUCUUCUACGACACAAAAUAAUCGCAGAGCUGAUAUCGAAUAUCCUGCUGAACAAAACAAAUAAACACAAUUUAUCAAACUUUUGAAGUAACAAACAAAUUCAACAAAAAAAAAAUCAUCAAAUUUGCAUGAAUAUGUUUAAAAAUUUAAACUCUUGAAUUGGACGAAAGCAAGCUUUUAACACCCUUUUUUGCCUUCCUCACGUUACUGAGGUAAGGCUAUAAAAUCACUCGAAAAACGAAAUUCUUAAUUUGACCUCCUAGACCCACCUUCAUGUAUACAUAUCGACUCAGAAUCAAAUUCUGAACA